GCCGCCGCGCACCAUGCUACCUGCGGCCGCCCCGGCGAGGCCGCUGGCUGCUCCGAGAACCCUCGCUCGCGGCACUGACAGCCACCCUAGCGGAGCCGCCACCGUCCGGGGCUUGGAGCAUUUGAAAGCACUAUAGUUGUUUUUCCCAGUUCACCCGAUCCGCUUCGUUUGCCAUCCCUGCAAGCUUCUCGGAUUUGCGUGGUGGAGUCCGCUGCUCGGGUGCUCUCGCGCCCGCCCGCUCGCUCUCUUUAAACGCCUAACACCUACGUAUAUUUCUAAAACGUUCAAUACCAUUAACAAUCCAAAGGGGGGGGGGGGGACAAAAAAGGAGAAAAGGAAGGGAACUCUUACUGGGUUACUAUGCACUUGCGACUGAUUUCUUGGUUUUUUAUCAUUUUGAACUUUAUGGAAUACAUCGGCAGCCAAAACGCCUCCCGGGGAAGGCGCCAGCGAAGAAUGCAUCCUAACGUCAGUCAAGGCUGCCAAGGAGGCUGUGCAACGUGUUCAGAUUACAACGGAUGUUUGUCAUGUAAGCCCAGACUAUUUUUUGUUCUGGAAAGAAUUGGCAUGAAGCAGAUAGGAGUGUGUCUCUCUUCAUGUCCAAGUGGAUAUUAUGGAACUCGAUAUCCAGAUAUAAAUAAGUGUACAAAAUGCAAAGCUGACUGUGAUACUUGUUUCAACAAAAAUUUCUGCACAAAGUGUAAAAGUGGAUUUUACUUACACCUUGGAAAGUGCCUUGACAAUUGCCCAGAAGGGUUGGAAGCCAAUAACCAUACCAUGGAGUGCAUCAGUAUUGUGCACUGUGAGAUCAGUGAAUGGAGUCCUUGGAGUCCAUGCAUGAAGAAAGGAAAAACAUGUGGCUUCAAAAGAGGGACUGAAACACGGGUCCGAGAAAUAAUACAGCAUCCCUCAGCCAAGGGUAACCUGUGUCCUCCCACCAGUGAGACAAGAAAGUGUACAGUGCAAAGAAAGAAGUGUCAGAAAGGAGAAAGAGGAAAGAAAGGAAGGGAGAGGAAAAGGAAAAAACUUAUGAAAGAAGACAGUAAGGACCCAAUUCCUGAUAACAAAGGUCUGGAACCCAACAGAGAAACUCCAGAACAACGAGAAAACAAAGACAAACAGCAGCAGAAGAAGCGAAAGGGCCAAGAUAAACAACAGAAAUCGGUAUCAAUCAGCACUGUACACUAGAGGGUCCGUGAGAUUGUUCUAGACUCACGAUGCUGCUAUCUCAACCAGAUGCCCAGGACAGGUGCUCUAGUCAUUAGGACCAGAAAAGGACAACGUGUCAGUUACUGCUCAGUCUAAACAACAUUCCAAAUAGUUGCUAUAUUCUUCAUAAAAGCAUAGUUAACAACAAAGAGCCCAAAGUUCAAAGAAGGGAUGCUUUUGAAUUAUUAUUGAGCUUCUGUGCAUUUUAAAGAGACAAGAGAUUUUGUACAUAAUUAUCAGUAGGCUAUAAAAUAUAACAACAUAAUGAUGACAUCUGGAUAAGGAGCAUCUUUUCCCUAUUAGAAUAUUUUUUUCCAAGCUAUUGUUUUAAGAAGCAAAAGAUAGUUCUGCAAAUUCAAAGAUUCAGUAUCCCUUCAAAACAAAUAGGAGAUCAGGGGAAAGACACAUCAUUCAAAUGACAGUGUUGUUUUGUCCAGGAGAUCUAGAAAAUGCUCAGAUGUUAGGGGCUGGCACUUGGAAUCAUAGAAACUAUCGUCACCGAAACAACUGUUGUAAGAUCGGUUCUAUUGCCCACAUCAUGUCCUCUGCAAGAACAUGGGAGUGCACACCAGAGUAAAAUAUGCUUAUGGGAUUGGAAAAGAAAGGAAAAUAUGGAAGAAACCAUAGAGUUGGAGAGGACUUACGUGUUUUACAAAACUGUGAAGGGUUGUGAGUACCUGGAGCAGCUCUCCAAUCUGUUGUCAGCGUUGUGUGGUUCAGCCUCUGCUACCCCCCGGGUUAUAUGAAUCUGUAAACAUGUACCUGUUUCUUAUUUCCAGAAUCAAAAAUCAUACUUCUUAGAAGAAAAUUCGAUUUUUUUGUGUAGAAAACAAAAACAAGAGCAAGGAGAAAGUGACAUGUUUGCAAAGUCAUGUAUUUCCUCUCUCGAGGAGGGAAAUGCAAUUUCAUUAUGUGCUCAAAGCCCACCUGGAACUAAAAGGGAUACUACUUUCUAUCAAGGUGUAUCUAGUAGCGGGGAAAGCCACCACAAUAAAUAUAUUUGUUGAUAGUUUUUAAAGUUUUGCUCAUUUUUUUUCAUUGUUUUAUUGAAAAAAAAUGCAACUCAUGAAUUAGGGAAGAAGAUUCUGCAUCGUGCCAUUCAGAGCAUUUAUUUCUCAGCAUUU
Molecule: messenger RNA, 2333 nt
Organism: Sorex fumeus (smoky shrew)
Lineage: Eukaryota; Metazoa; Chordata; Mammalia; Eulipotyphla; Soricidae
Gene: RSPO3
Product: R-spondin 3
Exons: 5
Coding region: 361-1188 (275 amino acids)
Source: RefSeq, a predicted model, not a curated record